This is a messenger RNA of Camponotus floridanus (Florida carpenter ant), 392 nucleotides long. Its product is annotated as up-regulated during skeletal muscle growth protein 5. NCBI's taxonomy places the organism in Eukaryota, Metazoa, Arthropoda, Insecta, Hymenoptera, Formicidae. The transcript is spliced from 2 exons. The record is from RefSeq and is a predicted model, not a curated record. Bases 136 to 288 code for a protein of 50 amino acids.
CGAUAUUUCGAGCAUGGCGUCCACGAGCAGAUGAUCGUAACCGAGACAUAAGUAGAUUCGCGAAUUGGCGACGUCUUGUUGUUCUUUUGUGUCAUCAGAAUUUUUGCGAUUGCCUGAAUUUUUCAUCGUGAAAAAAUGGCUGAAGGCGAGGAGAAGCUUACUGGUUUAGCGAAACAUUUCAACAGCCAGACCAUGUAUGGUCGAGCGAACGUGUCGAAGGCGACGUACCUUGCUAUAGGAACGAUCGCUUUGUUCUUCUACCUGAAGCCGAAGAGCAAAAAGACGUAAUUCGUGAAUGAGGCCGUAGUUACAUUACAUUAUGUAAUACGAUACACAUUGUGUCGUAUAUCACCUUUAAAUUCUUCAAAUAAAUAGUUAACUGAUCUUUUGUA